This is a messenger RNA of Capsicum annuum, 543 nucleotides long. RefSeq lists its product as uncharacterized. NCBI's taxonomy places the organism in Eukaryota, Viridiplantae, Streptophyta, Magnoliopsida, Solanales, Solanaceae. The coding region runs from base 1 to 543 and encodes 180 amino acids. The record is from RefSeq and is a predicted model, not a curated record. Gene Ontology annotation, molecular function: nucleic acid binding; RNA-DNA hybrid ribonuclease activity. The transcript is spliced from 2 exons.
AUGAAGUACUUCAUUUGGUUGCUUUACCAUAACAAGCUACCAACUGCUUACUACUUACAAAAAAUUGGCAUGAAUGUGGAUCCGAAGCCACCGGAUGAAGGGUUGAAACUUUACGUCGAUGGAUCCUAUGAUGCCACUUCUAAUGCGGGAGGGGCUGGCGGUUUGCUAAGAAAUGCUUAUGGAGACUGGGUGUGGGGGUUUAACGCGAAGUUCACUGCUCUAUCCGCUAUACAUGCUGAAACCUUAGCGCUAUAUUUGGGUCUCAAAAUGGCAAAAAAAUUACAGUGUGAUAAACUUAUUGUGGCUACGGAUUCAACUGCAUUACAAUUGGCACUGAAUGAUACACUGGUAGCUGAUAAAAAUUUGAUCUCUUUGUGCAGGGUUCUUCUUCAGGAGUUGGGGAUCGCGGGGAUACACCGUGAAGAUAGGAGGUCUAACGAAGCUGUGGAUACCCUGGUUAAGGAAGGUAGGAAGAAAGAAGUAACCAAGUUUUUUGAAGAAUGGGCAGUUCCCCUUUGUUUAUUUGUAGAGCUAUCGCAGUAG